UGCUCUCUGUAUCUUUAUCUCUAGCCAUGGACAAGUACCGACGCGUAGACAAGCCUCGCCGCGAGGAGCAGGCAACGCAAGUUGAACCCAACGAGAUCCGUAUCACGCAGCAGGGCAAAGUGCGCAGCUACAUUUCCUACGCCAACGGACUCUUCGCUGAGAAGAGCGAACGUCGCGUGGUGUUGAAGGCCAUGGGCAACGCAAUCAGCAAAGCAGUGACAGUGGCGGAGAUUCUUAAGCACCGCGUUGCCAAUCUGCAUCAAGUGACGCGUAUUUCGUCCAUUGAGACUGUGGACGUGUAUGAACCACUUGAAGAGGGACUAGAUCGCAUCGAGACUACACGCCACAUUCCUGGUAUCUCCAUUCAGCUCUCACUGGAUGAGCUGGACCGUGACGACCCAGGAUACCAGAGUCCCAUCCCUCUGGAUCAAGUGACUGCAGGUUCGCCGACGUACCAUGACGGCCGGGAGUUUAGAAAGUCACGAGGCCACAGCAGACGCUCGGGUCGCAAUGGUGGAGGCACUGGAGACGCAGAAACUUCAACUAAAGUUGAGGAAACGAUUGAGGAAGCAGAGAACGAGACGGACCAGCAAUCACCCGGUGAAGGAGCUACAAGCAAUAGUGCGCCGACGACUCGGGGCAAGCGAGGCAAAGGACGGGGUCGUGGACGCACCAGUAGCAAUGGAGGACGCGGCAAGAAAACACGUGAACGGAAUUCGGAGGAAGGAGAGGACCAGGCGGAAAGUAAUGCAGUCGAGCAAGUAGAGACCGAGACGACGGCCACGCAGACUAGCCGGAAGUCUGGACGUGGGAGGAAAGCAAAGAGAACGACAAGUAACGGCGAUGAGAAGCCAGCAGAAGGCGAAGUCUCCGAUGAACCUCGUGAGAAUGGCCAGGUGAAUGGCCGAGGUGGCAGGGGACGGCAUCAUCGUGGACGCGGACGUGGUCGAGGACGUGGCCGUGGAGGUCAUGGCGAGAAUAAUGUCGCGUCUGCUACGACGGGUGCUGUUGCUGCCACGGAGUAGUCAGUGGCAGAUCGUACCAAUUCAUCUGAUGAAUUUCGUGUUGCUGGACGAUACGUCGUGUAAGCAUGGCGUUGGAGGUAGGUAGCCUGAACAAGAAGAAAAUAAGCAAACAAAAAUAAUAGCGAUUGACGCUGAUAGCUGCAUUCACAAGAAGCAUGCACUGUAUCGCAUCGGCCAGCGGAAUAAUACACACGGGAUUCCAUUGCGUAGCUCAACAUGCGACCACCUUUUCUACUGACGCUGCUGCCUAGGGCCACGGCCUCCACCGGCGC
Molecule: messenger RNA, 1297 nt
Organism: Phytophthora nicotianae INRA-310
Lineage: Eukaryota; Oomycota; Peronosporomycetes; Peronosporales; Peronosporaceae
Exons: 2
Coding region: 27-1025 (332 amino acids)
Molecular function (GO): RNA binding
Source: RefSeq, a predicted model, not a curated record